Messenger RNA from Fusarium coffeatum, 510 nucleotides. RefSeq lists its product as uncharacterized. The record is from RefSeq and is a predicted model, not a curated record. Bases 1 to 510 code for a protein of 169 amino acids. Gene Ontology annotation, biological process: dUTP catabolic process; dUMP biosynthetic process. The transcript is spliced from 2 exons. Gene Ontology annotation, molecular function: dUTP diphosphatase activity; magnesium ion binding. NCBI's taxonomy places the organism in Eukaryota, Fungi, Ascomycota, Sordariomycetes, Hypocreales, Nectriaceae.
AUGACUUCCGAAACUCUCGUCCCCGAUAACUCAGCCAUCUCUUCUCCUCCCGCCAAACGAGCCAAGACCGCCGCCACAAUGGAAGCCCCCCCAGCCCUCCAGAUCAAGAAGCUCUCCGAGAAGGGUCGUCUUCCUACUCGCGGUAGCGAAUUUGCUGCUGGAUACGAUAUCUACGCUGCCAAGGACACAACUAUUCCUGCUCGUGGAAAGGCGCUUGUCGAUACUGAUAUUAGCAUGGCUGUCCCUGCUGGAACUUAUGGUCGUAUCGCUCCCCGAUCAGGUCUGGCUUCCAAGCACUUCAUCGACACCGGCGCUGGUGUUAUCGAUGCCGAUUACCGUGGCCAGGUCAAGGUUCUUCUCUUCAACCACAACGAGUCCGACUUUGAGAUCAAGGAGGGUGACCGCAUUGCUCAAUUGAUCCUCGAGCGCAUCUACACACCCGAGGUUGUUGAGGUCCAGGAGCUCGAGGAGAGUGUUCGAGGUGCUGGUGGUUUCGGAAGCACUGGUUAG